Molecule: messenger RNA, 1101 nt
Organism: Mercenaria mercenaria
Lineage: Eukaryota; Metazoa; Mollusca; Bivalvia; Venerida; Veneridae
Product: armadillo repeat-containing protein 7-like
Exons: 2
Coding region: 129-710 (193 amino acids)
Source: RefSeq, a predicted model, not a curated record
GUAUCAACUAUUACAGAUUGAAUGGGUUGAAAGGCGAACAAAAUUAAUAUGUUUUCGCGACGUGAUUUAAUAGUGCCUUUAUUUUCGGAUGGGAAGAGAAAGUAGUUACACCUAGAUCUUGCAGGAAAAUGUUCAGUUCAAAAAGUUAUCUUGAGAAGAAAACUGGUCCAUAUGGUAUAGGAAGGCUUAGCUACCUUCAGUCACUGGUGAACGAAUACCAGAACACCGAUGACAUAGAGGCUAAAAAACAAAUUAUGGCAAAUCUUGCUAAUUUUGCUUAUGAUCCUAUAAAUUAUGAAAAUUUUAGAACUCUGAAUAUACUUGAUCUUUUCCUUGAUGGUUUGGAAGAGUCAGAGGAAGAUCUGGUAGAGUUUGCUGUAGGAGGGAUUUGUAAUGCAUGUGCCGAAAGGGAUAACAGGAAAUAUGUAAUCGACAAUGGUGGCGUAAAGUUAGUCAUCGGUUGCCUUUCCAGAUAUUCAGAAGAUACUGUACUAUCUGCAAUUACAACUUUAAUGUAUCUAGUCACUCAAGAAACUCGUGCCGAAAUAACCUGUUUGCCAGUAGUUGAGUGCAUGUUGAGAUUAUCGCAAUCAAAGAAUGUAAGACUGAGGAAUUUGGCAACAGUUUUUCUUGAAGAUUAUUGUAAUGAUACUGUGAUACAGGAGGCAAAGACGAUGCAGAAAAAUAAUGGAUAUGUUCCAACUACUUGAAAGUGGAUCAUGGUGUAGUGUGAUACCUUACACAUUUGACUUGGGAAAAAAAAUCAGACAAUUGUACGGGGGAUGUGGAUUAAGUAUUACAAGAAUUUACUAAAGUAUGUCAUUUUAAACCUGUUUCAAGUGUAACAUUCAGUCAGUUACUGAAAAGAAAUUAGUUUCAGGUGGAAAUCAAAGUUGUGGCCUGCAAAGUUUGUACAAGAUGCAGCUGAUUACAGAAAAUUAAAAGAACUAAUAAAACAUUUAAAUAUUUACUUAUAUUAUAGUCAUUUCAAAGAUUCUUUGAGAGACUUUAUUAAUUUUGUCUUCUGAUCAUAAGGAAAUAAUUGAAAAUAUUAGAAUUGGAAUAUAAUUAUUUUGAUGAUAAAUCAGACCUACAGACUUA